GCGAGCGAGGGGCAUUGCUGCUCCUAUUCAAUAAAGUGAUAAUUCGGAGUGAAUUUCGCAGUGAAGGAGGCAGUGCCCGAAGUGAACACAGCUGCUUGCUAGGACAGUGUUUCCAGUUCGGCUGCUGUCGAAUUACAUCCGAAAUUCACUUUCAAUUCUCACUUUAGUGAAUAUCCCUGGCAGACAUUGCAUUUGGUGCCAGAGGGUGGAGCAAUGCACCGUGUCUCUCCGGCUGGGCCAUUAAUAACCUGCAGCCUUAUCAUGGGGCUCUCACAGCCCUUCACACUGAUGGGAGUAGCAGUCCAUGACUGAUAGCCGGUCUCUGUGCCGGACUCCCACCCACAGGGGGCGUGCUGACUCCAUAACAGCACAAGAUGGCGGCCCCCCCGGCACACGUGGAGAGGUGAGCAGUCCGGGCCGCGCGGUGUUGGCGGUGUGUGGCGGCCUGGCUGGCUGAGGGUUGUGGGUGUAUUAUCGGGUUAUUCUCUUACAGGUGGCAGUCUGUGUGAUAUAAUAUACUAUACAGGCUGGGCCGCAGCCGGGCUCUGGAGUAAACCUGCUGCCCGGGUUAUAAUUCAGACCGUGUGACUGCUGCCGAGCUCUGUGUAUUGUAUGGAAACCGUGUGGGAGCGAUGGCUUAUAGUGUGUGCACGGAGUCCCCCACAGAGAUCAAUCCAAUACUGUGUUAUAGUGAGCGACAUACUAAGCUAGUUUAAUCUUCCCAUCACAUCACAGAGACACACAUGGGCUCCAUUAACUAAAUCUAAACUUUCCAGAAGUGCUGUGUGGAAUUCCCUGAUUGUCAGGCACACUUCUACCAGUUGAGAAUGAUGGGAGCAUUCUGAAGAGUGGGCCACUCACUCCAUUAAUCUUUUAUAAUCUUGCUGUAAUUAUACAUGAUUGCUGAAUGCGUUAUACUGAUUAACACCUCACUGACUUUCUCAUUGAGCACAUUAGGAGAUAGGGUGCAUGCACUCAGGGCUGCCAUGAGGGGAGAGGAACAGCCUAUACAUAUGUCCCUAUUCCCCCAUAGUCCUGUAAUGUAAAACAUUUCAGCUUUUUAGAAACUGCAAUGUUUACAUUGCAUUGAUAAGAUAGGCACUUACAGGAGUUUACCAUACUUUGGAUUUCUUAAAUGACAUUGGAUGUCUUCUUGCAGUGUCAGUGAAAUCCCCAAAUGAAAGCAUCAAUUCAAUGCUUUUAUAUGGUGAGGGCCCAAUGUGCUUAUUGCGCAUGAGGUCCCCCAGAUUCCAAUAAUGCAGGAGGAGGUAGAGUGCCGAGGACAUAGGUGCUGGAAUCAGGUAAGUAAAAUGGUUUUUAACCCUUUAUGUGCCAUGGGCACACACACACCUGAGGGCAGUAUUGUGUUAUAAAUAUAAGUUUGCAUUCCUCACAUUAUAGAAUCUGUUUCAAGGGACACUGUAGGUUCCAAGACCACUUCAGCUCAUGUCCCUUAACCCUACAGUGAUAAUUAUUGCAGUUUCUGAGCAGCUGCAAUAAUUACCUUUGAGGGUUAACUCCUCUAGUGGCUGUCUACCAGAAGGCCACUAGAGGGACUAACGGAAUCGAAACAGACCUUUGGUCCAUUAUCUGAAGCUGGACGUCCUCACACUCUGCAUGAGGACAUCCAGCGUCAGAUUUUUCCACAUAGGAAAGCAUUGAAUAAUAACGAAUGCUUUCCCAGGGGGAAUUACUAAUGUAAGCUCAUCCAUUGCCGCGCAUGAAUUAGGUCAGCGAGGGAGGCGCAUGGGCGGAGCCUGACCCAGCACCAAUGUCCCUCUGCGCUGGAUUCAGGUAAGUGACUAGAGGGGGGGAGUACACUGCAGGAGCCUAUUGGCACUAUAGAAUCCUUUUAAGAAUGUCAAUGAAACACUCAGCUCUCCCCUCUGCCAAGUCCUCUCUUAUGCAAGCACUGGUGGUCAGAGCAUUUCUGUGAGACUUCACUGCAAUGGUCUGAUUCCACACUGUACUGGGGCUCGAGAGAAGUGUCUCUAGAAUACCCCCAGACCAGGGCCGUCUUUAACCCCUUAAGGACACGUGACAUGUCAUGAUUACUUUUUAUUCCAGAAGUUUGGUCCUUAAGGGGUUAAUAUUGAUUGGACCUUGGUCAAGCAUUUGCUCGGGGACCCUGCCCCUGCAACCUCCCCCCUCACUCCCUGGCAUGCAAUCAAGCCCUCUACCCCAAUGCAGUGACGGACUAAAGUAGAAAUAGCCCUGGUGCAAGAAUUUAUCUAGGCCCCCCAAUCGCAAGGGUGGCCAGAAGGUAGAUCCCUAUCUGUCGUGCAACUCCAGCAAUGCUUUGACAGCUGGUGCUUGCUGGGUUGUAUUUAGCACUGAGCUGUAUUGGUGUGUUUGAAUGUAAGCAUAUUUUUGUAUGGACUAUGUUUGUGUGAAUGUAUGGGUGUGUUUGUAUGUGGCGUUUGAAUGCCAGCAUGCAUUUAUGUGUAGUGUUGGUUUUUGAAUGUAGGGGUGUGUUUUAUAUAUUAUUGGUGUUUAACACAAAAAUGUGUGUUUUGUAUGUAGUGUUGAUGAUGUUUCAGUGCAGUUGUAUGUUUGUUUAUAUGUAGUGUUGAAGUUUGAAUUCAGUGGUGUAUUUGUAUGUAGUGUUGGUGUAUCAAUGCUGAGAUGUAUGCACAUACACUGCCACAUACACACAGAUACGAACUGACACACUGAAACACAUGCAGAUAUACACACUGACACACUUGCAGAUAGAGGCACAUAAACUGACGCAGAUACACUGGUAGACAUACUGAUAUAUACACUGACAGACAUACCAUCUGACACACAUGCAGAUACACUGACACAUAUACUGUCAGGCAUAGACAUGCGCACCGGCAGACAAACUGACACACAGACAUACUUACACACACAGAUACAUAUACAUACUGACAUAAAUACUAACACACACCGAUACACAGGCAGACAUACUGACACAGACAGAAAUACAUGUAAAACUUGCAUUUUUAAACCCACCCUCUAGUUUUCUACCUUUUUCUGGAGGGAGUCUUCCCUGGGGUGUAGUGUGGUGCCUGAGGCUGUUGGGAGUGAGGCUGAUCAGAUUGCAGCCCUGUCAGCAUCAUUGGUGCUGGAGUUUAAAAGCUUGGCCUGGCUAAUGGGAAUUCUUUGCAAGUUUAGCAUUUAUCAGCAUGCUGGUGACAGCCAGCCAAUGGCGGCACAGCAUGGUGUCCUCUUCUUAGAAAUGACCCAUUGUUUGACAGGCUGUACAGAAUUCUGCCCCUUAUCCAACUCCUGUCUGACAAUUUUUCCCAGAAUUAUAUCCCAGACCAAAACAUUUGUAUUGAUUAAUCCCUGAUGAAAUUUAAAGUUAGACUGCUUUUUAUACAAUAUAUCCCAACAAAGUGGUCACGAUCUGUAAUUAAAUUCUAUAAAUUAUGCAAAUACACUAUUGACUACACAUGAGCAUUUCAGAUUUAUCAAGGAAAUAAUGGCCAUCUUGACCCAUCAGCAUGCUCUCAUUCUGUGGGCACAAAUAGCAAGAUUGUGUGAAAAUCUGCUCCUUCCCUUGUUAAAUAAAGGUUAUAAUCUACGGGUUGAUAAUUUUUAUAUCAGUAUUGAUUUAUUUAAAAUAUAUAUAUUUUGUUUUCAAACCUUAGUAUGUGGCACAGUGUGUAAAAAACACAGAGGUUUUUCCCCAAACCCUGACAAUGGCAAAAACAGUAGAGGCUCCUCUUCAGCUCUACACCAGGAUGAAGUGCUGGCUCUUCUGUACACAGAUGAGAAAACUGUGUACAUGCUGUCUACAAUGCACCACAAAAGUACAGUGCCACUGUCUGCCAGGGGAAGAACUGAGCAGCUGGAAAAAACAAAAUGCAUUAUAUAAUACAGCAAGUAUAUGGGGGAGUAGAUUUGGCUUGUCAAUGUAAACAGACUUAUUUAGUCAACUGGAAAACUAGGUGUUGGUGCAAGAAAAUUGCAUUCUAUUUAAGCCAGGUUAAAAUUGUUAAUUACUGUGUGCUGUAUAAAAAAACAGUCAUAGGCAAGUGAUACCCAUUUCUAGAUUUUAAGGUAAAAUGUUGGUCCGAUAUUUUAUUUACUCAGUCCCCCAAUGAUCCCUUUUUGGAAUCAGAGAAUGUCCACAGACUUUGUGGCAAGCACUUUCCUCCCCGAUUCCCUCUCACACCCUUUAAAAGGUUACCAUAGAGAAAGUGUUACAUUUGCUACAAAGGAGUUGGAAAGGACUCAAGUUAUUACCACCCUUCCUGCACAUCUUGAGCAGCCCUCUGGAUAACAGACUGUAUCAGAGUCUACCAUACAGAGUUGAACAAUUGAAUUACUUUGUAUGUGACUGAUUAUUCUGGCUUUCUGACUUAUUGAAUUGUUAUACUGACUUCUUGACUUUGCCUUCCCUGACUUUGGCCUGUCCCUGUUUACUUUAAGCCCAGUCGUUCCAAAGUGGCUAUAUAAAACAACUCAAAAUACUUAAUUUUGAAUACUUGUUAAAGUAGUAUGCCAUCAUGAGGAUGAUUUUUCUUUCUUAGGAUGCCUUGUACUGGGCUUUCUUUUUUCCUGGGCUACAUACUGCUUCAAAGGCAACGUAGGCCCAGAAAAUCACUUUGUCAAUUUUACAAGUUGAAAAAAAGCAUCUAAUAUGUUUGGCCCUGUGACUUCCCAAAGAAACUGGAAAACUGGUCAGGGCUGGUCUUUGGGAUGUGUGAGCUAUACCGUCACACAGGGCGCCAGGUGGCUGAAAUAGCUCCCACACGCAGGGGCCAGCAAUGCAGUGCUUCAAAAAAAGACAGCCUCAAGUCACAUAGCGGGAAUGGAGCUAAAUGGAUAGUGGGUCUGAGCUAAUCAGGGAGUGAGCGGAAUUAAACGCGGCCUGAACCCAUUGCCUGGGUUGCAUGCUUCCCCAACUACUACACACUAGGUGGGUGGGUGUGUACACACUGUCUGCCUGUAACUGUGUGUAAAAGGUAGAGAGUCACACAAAGUAAAACAAAAAGGCCAGUGUUUGCAUUAAAAAGCCUACAGGUACAGGCUAUUGACACAUCUAUGACUAAGCCGUAGUGGUUCUGGUGACUAUAGUGUCCCUUUAAUAAGUGCAUUUUCUCGUUGAAAAUUAAGCUUUAACACAAAAUGGAAAUGCUAACUUUUUUAGCUGGCUCAUAGAUUCCAAACAAAUUUGUAAAGCCCUGUUAAUAAAAAAAUAUUUAAUAAUGCCCCCUAUUUAUGUAUGGCCAGGGUAUACUUGAAAACGAAAGAAAUCUCAAUGUAUUUUUCCUGGUAAAAUAUUUUAUAAAUAAUUUAAACACUACACUACACUAAACACACACUGUAUGGAUGAGCAGUUGUAAACAGUGACGGACGCUGUGAAGAGUUUUCGCACAGGGCGGGUAAAUGGCGAAUAAAUAAACAACUGAUGUUAUUUCAUGUCAAUAAGCUCCUGUGUUUAUUUACUUUUUCUGGCUAUUCUCAACCAAUCUACACCUUUCACUUUCAGGCCCAUAUUCUGCUAUUUAUGACACCCCACUCACCUCCUUCCCUCUCCUUCUCUAACAUUAGUUGUUUUCAGCGUUUAAACUAUUUCAGAUUGAUCAGUAUUGCUUCAGAUCUAAGAAAGAGAGGAAAACACUUGAAAGUUUUCUUUUAAAUAUUAAGUUUGUCUAAUAAAAAAAUAUCAUUGCAUACUGCAAUACUCUGGUAUUUGGCAUAUUAAUAUAUAUAUAUAUAUAUAUAUAUAUAUAUAUAUAUAAAAAUAUAAUAUACAUUCAUGCUACGUGUAUAUGUUUAAGCAUAAUUAUAUGGUUUUACAUAUUAUGUAUUGGGAAAUUGCUGACAACCCAGUCAGCUCCCUUGCAGGGAAUCUGACAAUCAUGGUGUCAUCGCGAUCACAUAACACGUAUGUGUGCGAUUGGCUGGGAUGUCAGGCAGUCUCCAUGGACUCCACGGAGGGUAAGUAUCCGAACGGGAGGAGGGCAUGAUUGUUGGGGUGUGCCUUGCUGGCAUAUGUAGUUAAAGCCCUCCUUUUGUAGGACCGCACAGCACGCCCUUUGUUGGGAAGGGGUUAAUGAGCCAAGUGUAAAGUAAGUUAAGAUCUAAAUUUAAAAUGGUGAGUUGUGACUAGUGCUACAUAAACAGAAACAAAAGUGAUUGCCUAAAUGGCACAGAAUUAAACAGUGAGAAUGUAAGGGCAUGAUCUAUAGUAUACAGUAUAAGAGCAGGGCCCUCACUCCCUCUUCCUUUGAAUCCAUCUUGUCUGGUUACAAUUACGUGUCUGUUAGUCCACCCAUUGUACAGCGCUAUGGAAUUUGCAGGCGCUCUAUAAAAUAGUAAUAAUAUAACUGCUUUAUUAAGCUAAAGUUGCUUUGAUGCCUAUAGUGUCCCUAAAAUAUUCAAUUUGAUUUAUUGUGCACUAUAUUUUCUUUUUUUUAUAGUGAUCUCAAUGAAAGUUAUGAAGGUUUCAUUGUGAGAAAACAGGAACUGUCCCCCCAUGAAUGUAACGAACUUGAGGAAGAUAGUGAUGAAGGAGAACUGGAUGAAGAUGAUGAUUGGUACUGGGAUGAAACCAGCACAAAUCUUACCAAAUGCUAUUCAGCCACAAGAAGGUGCAAUCCACAGGUACCCAAUGUUUUCUUAGUAAAGCAGGAAAUACGUGAAGCAACGUCUUUUUAUCAGGGAAAAAGUAUAUCUCUACAAAGUGCUUUGUGUGACUGGUGCAUUCCUUUUAAUAUGGGUAAAUGUAAAAAUGUCUAUCCGAUAUCUCUCUAGCCAUUGGUAAAUGAUCAUAGAAACAUAGAAUGUGACGGCAGAUAAGAACCCUUCGGCCCAUCUAGUUUGCCCAAUUUUCUAAAUACUUUCAUUAGUCCCUAGCCUUAUCUUAUAGUUAGGAUAGCCUUAUUCCUAUCCCACGCAUGCUUAAACUCCUUUACUGUGUUAACCUCUACCACUUCAGCUGGAAGGCUAUUCCAUGCAUCCACUACCCUCUCAGUAAAGUACUUCCUGAUAUUAUUUUUAAACCUUUGUCCCUCUAAUUUAAGACUAUGUCCUCUUGUUGUGGUAGUUUUUCUUCUUUUAAAUAUAGUCUCCUCCUUUACUGUGUUGAUUCUCUUUUUAUAUAUUUAAAAGUUUCUAUCAUAUCCCCCCUGUCUCGUCUUUCUUUCAAGCUAUAAAUGUUAAGAUCCUUUAACCGUUCCUGGUAAGUUUUAUCCCGCAAUCCAUGAACCAGUUUAGUAGCCCUUCUCUGAACCCUCUCUAAGGUAUCAAUAUCCUUCUGAAGAUACAGUCUCCAGUAUUGUGUACAAUACUCCAAGUGAAGUCUCACCAGUGUUCUGUACAAUGGCAUGAGCACUUCCCUCUUUCUACUGCUAAUACCUCUCCCUAUACAACCAAGCAUUCUGUUAGCAUUUCCUGCUGCUCUAUUACAUUGUCUGCCUACCUUUAAGUCAUCAGAAAUAAUCACCCCUAAAUCCCUUUCCUCAUAUGUUGAGGUUAGGACUCUAUCAAAUAUUCUGUACUCUGCCCUUGGAUUUUUACGUCCAAGAUGCAUUAUCUUGCACUUAUCCACAUUAAAUGUCAGUUGCCACAAUUCUGACCAUUUUUCUAGUUUACCUAAAUCAUUUGUCAUUUGGCUUAUCCCUCCUGGAACAUCAACCCUGUUACAUAUCUUAGUAUCAUCAGGAAAAAGACAUACCUUACCAUCAAGACCUUCUGCAAUAUCACUAAUAAAAAUAUUAAAGAGAAUGGGUCCAAGUACAGAUCCCUGAGGUACCCCACAGGUGACAAGUCCAUGCUUAGAAUAUAUUCCAUUAACUACAACCCUCUGUUGCCUGUCACUCAGCCACUGCCUUACCCAUUCAACAAUAUUGGAAUCCAAAAUUAAAGGACCACUAUAGUGCCAGGAAAACAUAUUCGUUUUCCUGGCACUAUAGUGCCCUGAGGGUGCCCCCACCCUCAGGGUCCCCCUCCCGCCCGGCUCUGGAAAGGGGUAAAAACUUACCUUUUUCCAGCGCUGGGCGGAGAGCUCUCCUCCUCCUCUCCGCCUCCGAUCCUCCCCGCCGGCUGAAUGCGCACGCGCGGCAAGAGCUGCAUGCGCAUUCAGCCCGUCGCAUAGGAAAACAUUUACAAUGCUUUCCUAUGGACGCUUGCGUGCUCUCACUGUGAAAAUCACAGUGAGAAGCACGCAAGCGCCUCUAGUGGCUGUCAAUGAGACAGCCACUAGAGGGUUAGGGGGAAGGCUUAACCCAUUCAUAAUUAUAGCAGUUUCUCUGAAACUGCUAUAAUUAUGAAAAAAUGGGUUAACCCUAGCUGGACCUGGCACCCAGACCACUUCAUUAAGCUGAAGUGGUCUGAGUGCCUAGAGUGGUCCUUUAAAGAUUGCAGUUUAUUGAUAAGCCUUCUAUGUGCAAGAGUGUCAAAAGUUUUUGAUGACAGUGUUUGUUUAAUGCCAACAGAGCAAUAAAGUGUGACUUGUCAGGAUAUUAAACUGAAUUUCAAAUUCUAAACCAAAAUAAUCGAACUGCAGGUAAAGUUGAAUUGGAGAAUAUUUCCAAUUCAGCUAGUUUGAUUUUUAGAUAAAAUUCUAUAAAAUUAUUUUUACUGCUGCUAUGUUCCAUGCUGACAUUAUAUACAAACUUACCUUCAACUUAUCCAAUUUUAGCAAUGUAUUUUUUUAUUUUUUUUUCAGGCUAAUCGUCAGGGAAUGCAGGGUGCUUCCACCAAAGCCUAUACAAUGACAGACAAAGUGUUGCAAAAAUAUGAACAUAAAAUUAAUUUAGGUGAGUUUAAAUUGUAAAGGAUUUUAUCAUGGCACAGAUUUUCUGUUUUUAAACUCAAGAAUAACCUGGUGAUUUAGAAAACUUUCUAAACGUUACUUAAUUUUACAAAUUAUUCUUUAUAGAAUAUUUACAUUCCUUGAGAUGUUAAUUAUCUGCAAAUCUGUCAGCAAAAGACCAGCUUUCUCUAUAAUUUACUAGUUGUGACACUUAAUUCCAGGUCAUUUGCAGUUAGCUUAUCUGUCUCCAGCUUGUCGCCUUUAACAUCAUUCUUGGUCAGAUUGCUUCUAAUUGAUGCUUCUUAGUGAUGUGUUCAAACCAACCUAGCCUUGCCUACCUGUGCUCUAUAAUGGUACUGUAAUACGGUCUAGACUGUAUGAAGACUGGUCUAUAGUGGUGUUAGGGCAGCCCCCUCUUUUUCUUCCAAAUAUGGAUUACAUUUCAAUACACAAUACCAACUAAGCAUUGUUUGUCUAUUGUGCUGCUAUGUCAAUUUUUACUCUAAAUGGCACUACAUUUGAGGUUCCAUAUUAAGCACUAAACUCCAAACUGCAGAAAAUUGUAAUAGAAAUUGCAAAAUGUAGGCAAAAGUAGCUAGCUGGUUUGGAGACCUCGUUAACUUUACUAUAAUCAUAGCUUGAUUAUUUGUCUUAAGCUUUGCCAUUCAACUUUCAAUUGCAGUUCUGAUUUUAAUGAAUUAAUGCAUAUGUUCUAUAUAAGCUUAUUAUUAUUGUUUUGUGCAAUGCAAGCAUAAGCCAAUCACGUUGAAAAGGACAUGGCGUCUCUCAGUACAUCUAAGUGGGUCAGAAUCCAAUAGGUGGGGACAGUCAAGUUCAAGGGGUAGAGUUUAAUGAAAUACCAUCAUGAAACUUCACCAGCCUUCACUAGUUUAUUUCACAGUCCUAAAGUGAGCAGUUAAGUUCGGGAAAAACUUAUUUAAAAUACAAAUAAAUUUAGUCAUGUAACUAAGAUGCCAGAAUAGCCUGAAUUACGGAUUUGGUUUUUCUUUAUAUCAACAGAUUAAUUAAAAGAGGACAACUUAUUCUUUAGUAUUUUACUAUGCAAUACAAACUUUUUUUAUUUUUUUUUAUUUUUUUUUUUUAUUUUUUUUUUAACCCAAUUCUUUUGCAACAAUAUGGAUAAUGGGCAGUUUUUACAGAAGUUUUUUUUACUCCCCAAAUAAGUGGGUUUUCCCAGCAAGACUCUAUAAAGAUUUUUUUUUUUUCCUAAAGACAUUUUAUUGUUUUAAUAAUAUAGAAUAACAUGGCAGGUGUUGGAGUUGCUUUUCCAAAAACCAUAUUGAAUUUGCAUUUAAAAAAUUACAUAAUAUGUAAGAACAAAUAACUAAAAUAUUCUAUAGUUAACAAAUAAUUAGAACAAUAUUUAUAUUAUACAGUUAAGGUUGAGUUGGAUCCUUCAAGCUUUAAUGGAAGAAAAGAGUAGGGGGUUCUUUUUAAUGUUAUCUGGCAAUUGCUAGAAGGAUGUAUGAAAUUCAUUGGUGAGAUGGACUUCAGGACAGAGUUGCUGCGUCAAAAAAUAAUUGGAGCCACAUACAGCCCUACGACACGAGAGAAUUAACUGCACCAACAACCAUUGAGACUGUGACGAUAGCAAAACCUAAGCAUACAACCCUAGGCUAACAGAGGAGCAAAUAGCAACACAACAUCUGCACACUGUUAACCCGAAAGGUAAACUACUAAAGACAACCAUCCUAAAAUUGGUAAUGAUGACUUACAAACCAGCUUUUGAAGGCCGUAAACAAGAUACAUACCUUGCCAAGAGACCUGCGAGUCUCCCAAUUAAAGCUUCCGCAGAGAUCUGCAUAUCUCAAAAUACUGUAUGCUCCUACAAACAUCAGAAACCUGCGUGUUUCACACUGUUUACCGACUAAAUGCUUGUUACAACAUGGAAAACAUCUUAAAAAGAUUUACCAAAAAAAAAAAAAUUGAGAACAUAUCAUGUUCUGAAAUAAAGUCAAAAAGCAUGGUGAUAUCUCACAGCUAUGUUAUAUUAAACAUGUAGAGCAUGUUAUGACCCAGAUUGAAUCUGGGUUGCUGCAGCUGUCAGAGCCACACUCACUCUUUUUCUGUGGCAUCUGUGUUUUCUUAAUAUUUCAUUGUUCAAUAUAAAUAUGUAUGUUUAUAUUUUAUGCAACCUAAUGAAUUCUGUGUCUAUUUUCAGAAGUUUGUUAAUGUGAAUUGUUCACUAGUAUUGUACAACUAUUCGUUCUAUUGAACUUGGCAAAAUGUGUAAAAAAUAAAUAAAUUAUUCUUUAUCUAUACAACAUUGAGCUAAAUUACUGUGUUCUGUCUUUCAGGUAAACUAAAUCUUUCGGAUUCUGUGAUGAAUAAAGUCACUGAAAAAUCUAGGCACAACGAUGCAGAUACGUGAGUCUACCCUUUUACUACUUAAACCUAUAAUAUUGUUCUCAAGGAUUAGACCCCUUUUAAUGUUGCACAUUUAGGGUUAAAUUGUCAGAAGAACUGAUUUGAAUAGAAACAGUGAGCGCACCUUAUUGUAUUGAUUGAAAAAGAUUACUUGGAUUGAAAAAUAGAUAUUGAGCACACCUUGAAUGCUAGAAUGCACAUUGGGGGAAAACAUCUAUAAGGUGUGCAAGUAUCUGUUUCUAUUCAAUUAAUCAUCCAAACAUGAAAUUAUUGACGGUACAGUCCUUAUUCUUUUUGUGUAGCAGGGCUACUUCCAUUUCCUGCUUGAGUGAAAUAAUAGUACCAUCUAUGAUGGAUGUGCAAAUCACAAAUGCCCUGUAAGUAGUAAAACUGUUAAGCCGGACUUGCACUAGUAGGUGCUUCUAGCUCAGAGCUGAAGAGACGUGGGGGAGCUACAACUGGUAGACCCCAGGUAGGAGUUCAAAUCAUUGUAAAAAGAUUUGACUGCUUACAUUUGGUAGGCACAAGGGCAUUCCUUGAACCAUAAUCACUACAGCAUGCUUGGAGUAUUCCUUUAAAACAAUACUAAGCAGGGUGCUGGAGGUGAUUCUAGUUUGUACAAUUUACAUUAUCUACAUCAAGAUACACCAUCAGUGACUCUCUUCACUUCACUAUUUGUGUAGUAAUUUUUCAUCAUCAUUCAUCAAUUAUUUCGCUUGAGAACUUGUGCAGAUCCUGAGAAGGGGCUCUCGGACCUUCCAACCCUCUCAGCUGAGAACAAUAUCAUAGUGUUGACGGGUUUUUCGUUUUUAUGUUUUCCUCUCAAAUACACUAUUUGGCCUAAAUUCAUUUUAUUUAACUAUCACCUCAUCAAAGCUUCAUUUUCUUAAGGCUCUUAUUUUCUUUAGGAAGAGAGUUUUUGAAGAAAUGAAAUUGUUUACAUAAUCUUUCUCUUGUUUAUUAUCAGAUAUCGAGUUAAAGAUAAAUCUGACAGAGCAACUGUGGAACAGGUUUGUAUGUUUUUAUUUUAUACCAAUAAGGUUUAUUCUAUUGCUCUACUUGUGCUAAUGGUUAAUUUUCACUCCAUGAAUUUUCAAUUUAUUGUUUUUACCUCCAUAUUUCUAUGGAGGUUUGGAGUUGCAGUAGUUUCUUAAUAGGGCAGAAUGUUAAAAGUGAGCAAUUGGCAUGGGGCAGUUGGGAUCAGCUGGUACGUUCUAUUUCUGAUUGCUCUACUUAUACAACAUUGCACUACUGGAUAAUUUUUAGUCCUUAGUAAAAUGCUAGUUUAGUCUAAUACAAAUUGUGCAAUUUUACACCUUUUGGUUUAUUACCAUGCAUUUAGUUAAAAAAUGUUUCUGAAUUACGUAGAGAACAUGUAUAACUUUGUAAUAGAAAUGUCUCUAUGUGGAUACAAUCGUCUCUUUCAGAAUAACACAAUAGUCUGUGAUAUGUGAGCUGUUACAGCUAUUUCCUGUUAUGAUCAAACUGGAAUGUUUAGCUGAAUAAGCUGAAUUGAUAUAGUACAAAAUUAUAUAUAUAGGCAAGUGUUGCAGUGUAAUAUACAAUUAAAUGUACUUAAUAUAUAAUAUAGUAGUGACUAACAGAUCAUAGUUGAUGAUCUGUAGUUUAGUAGAUAAGUUCCGUAUUUUUCUCAGAAAGUGAAACGAAAUCCGAGGUGCUGUGUGCAUUGAAAUCCAUUUAUUGAAUCAAAUAAAAGAGAAAAGGAUGUGCACUUACAAUAAUGCAAAUAAUCUAUAUGCUUAACUGGAAUCUGGAGAGUCCGGCGUUUGCAGCUUGUUCUUUUCGGUCCGCCGGCAGAUGAAUGGACCUGUUGAUAGCCGCGUGCGUGUCACCGAUCUCCAUGCGUUCCAAGUGAAGCCCGGUCUUCUUUGCGAUAGGUGCCACAAAGUGAUAAAGUCCUUACGCGUUUCGUGAGUGCAAUGCUCACUUCAUCAGAGGAUAUUGAGCAAGAGAAGCCCACGGGUUUAAAUAGCCGGUUGCUGCUUUGGCUUAUAUUAACCCUUUGAGGCUUAAGUCCAUACUUGCUCUAGUGAUUAAAAUUGUUUUAAUAGUGUACACAUAUAAUCUUUUUGAUAAACUCAAUCUUUAAAAAAUACAUUUCAUAAUAUAAACAGAUUUUUAUAAGAAAAAAUUAUAAGAAAUUAUUAGAAAAUUUAAUACAUCAUUAAAAAAUACUUCAUUAAAAAAUAAUAUAGUAUAAUGAUAUUUACAUAUAGUAACAUAUUAAAAAACAGUAACAUAAAUCCUUUAAAAAGAUGUGCAAAAAUUGUACAAAAUAUAAAUGUACAAAUAGAAAUAAAGACUUCUAAUUUGGAGAGAAACUUCAUCAAUAGUAUGGAGAUGGACAAUAAAAAAGGAUAAAAAUAAAUAUAUUUGUGUGAAUACAGAAUAUUAUUUUAAAAGUAAAAAUUUUUAAAUAAAAACAUGUUUAAGAAUAAAAAGAUAAAAAAUUUAAAAAAUGUGAUAAUUCUAUAGGAAUGCUCGCAACUCAAAAUCCACAUUAAGUCCUUUUGGUUCUAAUGUAUCUAGUUUGAAUAUCCAGCUUGCUUCUGCUUUAUCUAAUUCUUUAUUUAAAUCGCCUCCUCUCCAUGGGGUGUUUACUUUUUGUAUUGCCAUAAAUGUAAGGCCUCCAGGAUUUCUCAUAUGUAUAACAUCAAAGUGUUUUGAGAGAUUGUGUGAGUGAAGUUCAUUUUUAAUAUUCCUAAUAUGUUCUCCCAUUCUUGUUUUAAAUGCUCUUUUAGUGCGCCCUAUGUAUAGUUUCUCACAGGGGCAUUUUAACAAAUAAAUUACGCCAGUGGUGUUACAUGUUAGUUGUGAUUUAAUUUUAAAUAAAUCUUGUGUUUGGGGAUGAGCGAAUUGUGUUGUUUUGGUUGGUUGAUUUGGAUUAUUUUUGCAAGCUUGGCAUCUUCCACAUUUCCAAAAACCUGAAGAUUUUUUUGGAAUGAUGUUGGUAUUUUCUUGUGAUUUUUCUUGUUUGGUGGUAGGGGCUAGUAGUAGACUUAAAUUUGGAGCUCUGGAGUAUAUUAUCCUAGGCUUAUUUUCUAGUAUUAGAUCUAAUUGAGGAUCACCUUUUAGUAUGCUCCAAUUUUUUUUGUAAAAUUUUUUUGAAUUCCUGAGUGUGAUUAUUAUAUCUGGUUAUAAACGCCGGAGCUUCUGAAUUGGUGUUAGUAGUUUUUGAUUUUGUUGCUAAAAUUUGUUCUCUUGUCAAGCUUGAGGUUUUGGAUAGGGCUUCAUUGAGUAUGUUUGUUGAAUAGCCUUUAGCUUGAAAUUGUGAUAACAUGUUUGUAGUUUGUUCAUCACAAAUAUUGGGUUCUGAACAAUUUCUUUUAAUUCUCCUAAAUUGGCUAAAUGGAAUAUUGUUAAGCCAACUUUUUUUAUGAAAACUGUUGUGGGGGAUAAAGCUAUUACAUGCUACCACUUUCCUAAAUGUUUUAGUUUCUAAUUUGUUAUUCUUGACAUAGAUUUCUAAGUCCAAAAAUUCCAGUUUUUCUGUGGAUUGAUUUAACGUGAAUUUAAGAUUAUAAGGGUUAAAAUUCAGGUCUUCUUUAAAAUUUUCAAGUGUUGCAGUAUCUCCUUUCCAAAUAAAAAAUACAAUCGUCAAUAUAGCGAUGCCAUGAGACCAGAUUUGCGCCAAAUGGGUUAUUGGACCAUAUAUGUUCGUCUUCCCAUUUACCCAUAAAUAGGUUUGCAUAACUUGGCGCAAAUCUGGUCCCCAUGGCUGUGCCCUCUAUCUGGAGGUAGUAACGUUGAUUGCCCGAAAAAUAGUUAUGGCUGAGUAUAAAGGCUACACAUUUGACAAUGUACUCAAUUUGAUCAUUUUUUAGUUCUGAAUAGGUUGCCAGCAUAUAUUGGAUGGCCUCGCAUCCCUGUAGAUGUUCAAUGACAGUAUACAGGGAUGUGACAUCAGCUGUAACUAAAAUAAAAUCUUUGUCCCAUUGGAUAUCUUAUAAAAUGGGAUCGUAAUUUUGGAACAAUGGUUUGGAGAAAUUGGUCAACGUAUUCGGAUAGGUUGGACGUUAAAGACCCAAUGCCAGAAAUAAUGGGCGUCCUGGUGGUUUUAUUAGAGUUUUAUGAAUUUUUGGCACGUGAUAGAAUAUUGCCAUUCUUGGGAAUUUGCAAUAUAAAUAGUCAUAUUCCUUUUUGUUUAAAAUACCUCUCUCUUUUCCUUCUCCUAAUAAUAUCUGUAAUUCUUUUUGAAACUCCUUAGUGGGGUCAUUGAUUAAGAUCUGAUAUGUUUGGGUAUCUUGGAGGAGUCUGAUAUUUUCCGCUCUAUAAUCUGUUGUAUUUAGCACUACCAGGCCUCCUCCUUUGUCUGCCCCUCUUAUAGUGAUUUGUUCAUCGUCCAUAAGUCUUUUAAAGGCCCUUCUCUCAUAUUUAGUGAGAUUAUCUUUGGUAUUUUCUUUUAAUUUUAAUGUUCUAAGAUCCUUCUCCAUAUUUUUCUCAAAAACUCUAAUAUGGUCUGUUUUAACCUGUUCAGGGUAAAACAUGGAUUGAGGAUGUAAUGAAGUGUGCUGAUAUUGAUUAGUACAAGAUGGUGUUUGACAUUCUUUCUCAAGAAAAAUUUUUUUGAUGGUAAGUUUUCUAAUUUAUGUAAAUCUAUAAAAAUGUCAAAUUGUGAAUUUGUAGAGCUAGGGGCAAAUUUGAGCCCUUUUUGAAGGAGAGAAAUCUCAUCUUUAUUUAAUACUUUUUGGGAUAGAUUAAACACAUUGGUUUGAUUGUCAUCUAAUUGUGAUAGUGGUGUUUUUGUAUUUCUCCGUCUUGUUCUUUUCUUUGUCUUCUUUUGGGGGAUGGAGAUUCUCUCCAUUUGGAUAUUUGUUCUCUUGUUGUUUUUCUGUUUUGUUGAAUUGGUGAUUUUUGAGUAUUUAGUACUUCUUCUGGUUCCCUCGAUGGUAUCCUUGUCCGUUUUCUCCCCAAGACGGUCCCUAAAAAAGGUGAAGUGGGAGUAUCUAUUUGGUGGUGUUGGACCUGUUUGAAUGAUUUUGGUGAUGAAUUUUGUUUUCUAAAUGUGACCUUUGACUUGGGCGAUACAAAUGGUCUAGAAGAUAGAAAGGAUUCUAUAUGUUUAUGUGAGGUUUGGGAUAAUGGUUGAUUCCACUGAUUAGAAUGCUGUCGCUGUGUGUAUUGAUAUGAUUGUGAUGAGUUUCUCUGGUUGUAAUUUCGAUAUGUUUGGUUUCUUGGUCUGGUUUCUUGAGAUUGGUUAUGGUAAAAAGAUUUAUGGUUGGUUUCUUUUCUGUGAUAGUAUGUUUGUUUGUUUUCUCCAAUUUCUUUGUCUUCCUAAAUCAUAAUCUUCCUUAUCUCUCGUGAGUUUUUUGUAUUUGGUUGUUUUGACUUGAAUUUCCAGAUCUUUUACUCUUCUUUCUAUUUUGUCUAGUAGUUCUGCAUAAUUGCCUUUUUCUACUUCUGGAAUUAAUUUUUCUUUCAUUUCUCUUAUAUCUUUGUCCAUUUGUCCAUUUGUUCUAGUUCUUUUUUCUUUUCAUUUAUAAGAAAUAUCAUCAGUAGUAGAGAACCUUUGUCUAGGAGUUGGUCCCAUUUAGUAAGUAGAUUGACAUCGUCUUUUUUAUAGGCUAUUCUGAAAGAGACGAUUGUAUCCACAUAGAGACAUUUCUAUUACAAAGUUAUACAUGUUCUCUACGUAAUUCAGAAACAUUUUUUAACUAAAUGCAUGGUAAUAAACCAAAGGUGUAAAAUUGCACAAUUUGUAUUAGACUAAACUAUCAUUGUCUUCUAUAAGUUAUUUACUAUCUGCGCCAUACAUUGCCAAUUUAAAGGAAUACCACUCCUGAAAUUUAUUGGAUUUUAUCUGAUAUUUUAUUUUUUCAUUGCACUUAAAGGGACUUUUUAGUGGAGCCCUUUUUUCAGUUGAAGGGUUUUUCCUUUAGCCACAUUAUAUACUCUUACAUUAAGGUCCAUAUUUGGACCUUAUUUUACUUUUUUCCUUAGUAAAAUGCUGACUUGCCAGUAACCUGUGUAUUAGACAGCCAAUUUACAACUUCAUAUGUGAGGAUAUCCUUUUGUUUACAGGUUUGAAAUAUAAAUGCUGGAUCUCUGUUUAGUUAACUGCUUUAAUUACGGGGUUUAACGAUCUAUUUGUUUGUAAGGUUUUGGAUCCAAGGACUCGGAUGAUUCUCUUCAAGAUGCUUACAAGAGGUGUUAUAUCAGAAAUUAAUGGUUGUAUCAGCACAGGAAAAGAGGCAAGUUACUCAUCAAGUUGUGUUUGACUUUCUUUUUCUGUAUCCUCAUGGUUUGAACCAUGAAAUACAAAGUCAGCAAGGUUAUUCACUGGGAUGGGAAUUUUAGAGAAUAAGCAGGGAAUUAAAUUUUUUGGACUAAAAUAGCAGAGCUUGAGAAUGUUUGUUUGUUUCCUGUAUGUCCAUUCUGGUCAAAAAUGGUGCAAUUCCCCUGUCUAGUGCUUUUGAAUUCCUUUGCUCACUAUGAAUCAAUAAAAAAAUUAAAAGAAAAUGUGUAGAGCCUUAAGGUACAACACUUUUAUAGGGUAGAAUGUAGAAAAAUGGGGGAUAAAUAGUGAAUUGCAAUAUUGAAAAAAAUACAAAAAGGGUACAUUACUACCUACAUAGUGUUAAAUGUCUUAAAUGAGUGAUAAAAUAUAACUUUAAAUAUAUAUUAUUUAAAAUAUCAAAAAGUAGAAAAAAAUAGCAAAAAGGAAGUGAAGAUAAAAACAAUAUAGGAGAAAGUUCUUUGCUGCUUUUACAGUUGUAUCUUAAACUAUGGUUCGUUAUGAUUUAACAUGACUAAUAUAGCCCCCUGAAUUAUGUGCUCAGUGGAUUAGGGCUGAAGUACAUACUGCACAUGACAUAUAUCAUAAGAUUCAGCUAUUUGAUAACACUGUGUAGAAUGGGAAGCAAGGGGUUACUGCGACUUGUUUUCUUAAUCGGAGUAUAGUAGCCAAUAAUGAGGCAAGUAUUUAGCAAUAAAUUGCUGCUAGUGUUACUAUGAGGGUAUGGUUGCCGUUAUACAGGCUUCUUGCAAAGCAAAGUGUUGGUUGCUAAUAAUUCACGUUGCUCUAUCUUUAUAUAAUUAUGCAGAAUUCAUGCAAAGAGACUGUGACAACCAUACAAGAUAGAUACAAAGAAGUACAAAGUAUUUAAACAAUGAAUUACUGUUACUUAGUGAUAUUUUAGUCUCAUAACAGGUACUGUACUAAUAAGGAGCUCUGAACGCAUAUUAGGCACAAUAGCAGUGCCGGCUCUUUACAAACCGCUCGGACCAACGGCAUAACCGACACUAUUGUCUCACAGUGUUCAGUCUCAUAAGAGAUUCCCAUAUCGCAUGGGAAAUAUUUUCCUCUUUGCUAUACCCCUUUUUUACUUUAUUUGUAUUUUUCAAUUCUUAAGGGGGGUUCAGGGUAGGCUUUUUGCUAAGGGGUGCCCUCGUAGUCACUAGUGACAAACCAUCUUGAUAGUAUGUUUUCUGUGAGGGGGGUAUUACUUCAGAGCAGACUUUUUGUUAAGGGGUGCCCUCGAAGGCACUAGUGACUUAUUAAUUAGUUAUUUCCUUCUGUGCAGUUUUAUCGUAAUUAUUAUUUUUUCCUUUUGUAUCCUCAUUAUUUUUUUAUUUAGGAGCAUGGGUGGUCUCGAAUACUCUCCCUGCUCUCCUUAUUAGUACAGUACCUGUUAUCAGACUAAAGUAACAGUAAUUCAUUGUUUAAAUACUUUGUACUUCUUUGUAUCUAUCUUGUACGGGUGUCACAGUCUCUUUGCUUGAAUUCUGCAUAAUAAUUAUAUAUAGAUAGAGCAACGUGAAUUAUUAGCAACCAACGGUCUUACACUUUGCUUUGCAAGAACCCUGUAUAACGGCAACCAUACCCUCAUAGUAACAUUAGCAGCAAUUUAUUGCUAAAUACUUGCCUCAUAAUUGGCUACUAUACGCCGAUUGAGAAAACAAGUGGCAGUAACCACUUCCUUGCCAUUCUGUUUUUUCCCCCUUAUCAUUCUACAGAUUAUGUUAAACCACUACUAUAUACUACAGUGUUAUCAAUUAGCUGAACGAUAUGUCAUGUACAAUAUGUACUUCAGCACUAAUCCACUAAGCACAUAAACUACGGUUCAUUAUGAUUUAACGUGACUAAUAUAGCCCCCUGAAUUAAGUUACAACUGUAAAAGCAGCAAAGACCUUUCUCCUGUAUUGUUUUUAUCUUCACUUCCUUUUUGUUAUUUUUUUCUACUUUUUGAUAUUUUAAAUAACAAUAUAUAUUAAGUUAUAUUUUAUCCUUCUCAUUUAAGACAUUUAACACUAUGUAGGUAGUAAUGUUGUACUUUUGUUUUUUUCCCAACAUUGUCCUUUGCUCACUAUGUUCCCCAAAAGUCUUCAAUACACACACACACACGCAAAACACUAUUUUUUUUAUUUUAUAUUCACUAAUAGUACAGAUUUCAAUAGAUAUUGCACUUUUAUGAAUUAACCUUGUUACACCCCCUGACUGUCAAUCAGACAACCAGUUAUGUAACUUCCUAGUAGUUUAGCUCAGUGGAGAUAACUCAAGAGACAGGCAAGUGCCCAGAGCACCUGCCUUGCAAAAAACUAUCUAUGAGCUGCAUUGGGAAGUCUGUGAUUGGAUAGCCACAGAAUUUCUGGGCUUAGGUAGAAGGAGAGGGCUUGCAAAUGCUGAAGACAAAAGACCUGCAGCUUUUGCACUCUAUUCUUAGAUACACCCAAUGAAAAAAUGUAUAAUUAAAUGCAUGCAUGUUUUCACUUUAGGUGUAUCUACUAAAUUGUUAAAUUUAAAUAGUUUUAUUUCCAUUUGAGUUUCCAUUAAUGGUUCUUUACAGAACUCCUGUUCUCCUCUUGCAUUUUUAUCGCUCAGUUUAUUGUAAGUACAUGUAAUAUUUCUUACGUGAACAAUUUUCAUUACUUUUACAAGUAUAAAAAUGUGUAAUAGAUAUCGGUAAUAAGAUUUAUUUUUUUUUUCUUUUCACUUGAAGCUAUAAGUAAUUGAUUCGUUUAAUUUAUCGUUCUGUGCCAAUACGAUUUGUUUUGCGGAGCUGCUAUGCCAACAUGAGAUUUUCUGCUUUUUCAACAUCAUUAUCCUGAAACCACCCUGCUUCCUCCAAAUGAGUCGGACAUGCAAAGUCAGCUCUUUAAAGGCCUGAUUCAUGUAACAACACACAGUCACAGCCCUCAAGAGAUUAUAUUUAAUUGUUCAUUAAAAAAUUCUAAAACCUAGAGAGGGCAAAAUGAAGCAACCUAACCUAGUCUGUAAUCUAUUAGUUCUAUAUGUUUCGUGUUAAAUUUUUCUGUUAAUUUUUGUUUUAGGCCAAUGUUUACCAUGCAAGUACUUCCAGCGGUGAAAGCAGAGCAAUCAAGAUAUACAAAACUUCAAUUUUGAUGUUUAAAGAUCGUGAUAAAUAUGUUAGUGGGGAGUUCAGGUGAGAAGGCACCCCAGUCAUGUGAAUUGACCAUAAUGGGAGUAAUCAAUCUUUGCUUUGUUAUGGCUGACUUUAUUACUAUUAUAAUGUACUUAAAGAGAUGAAAGGUUAAUUUGGUAUUCAUUCAAUGCUAUUUAACCAUACAUUUGUGUCUAGGUAAGUUUCAUGCCAUCAUCUGCAUUCCUCCUUGUUUUGCAACCAAAAUAAAACCCAUUAUGCCAUAUUAUUAUUAUAUUAGUUUACCUGUCUGCUAUGCAGUGAACAUCCACAGAGUUUCUUAGUACUAUGGCAAUCAAAGAUGACUUAAGUGUACAGAUAUACCAGCAAAGUCCUACUUUUGAUUAGACACUUGUUUUGCUUGUUUUAGAUUUCGGCAUGGCUACUGCAAGGGAAACCCCAGAAAAAUGGUGAAAACUUGGGCAGAAAAAGAAAUGAGAAAUUUAAUAAGGUAAGAAGUGUCCUCUAAAUUUUCAUUGUUCUUUUUUUGUAAUUCAUUUUAUUAAAUGUUUAUUAUAAAAUUAGGAUUACGCAAUAAAGAGUACAGUAUUCAUUAUUUCUCUAAAUAGACCAAAAAACAAACUGUAACACUCAAUAAUAAAAAGGCAGGGAAAGUAGGGAAGAGGGACAGGUUGGUGAAGGUAAUUUUUCUCAUCUUCUCUUUCUGCUCCUCUUUUUUUUUUUUUUUUUCUCUCUCUUUUCCUUUCUUCUUCUCUUCCCAUAGUAUGAUGGGACAAAGUUUGAAGAGAGUCUAAUAACAGACCCCGUACCUUUUUAAACCAAUUGAAUCAGAAUAAUUUCUAUGACAGCCUAUAUGUCCCAUCAUCCUAGUCUGUUCUAGAUCCUGUAAUACUUUAGAGAUAGUGGGCAUAGAAGAUGAUUUCUUUAAUUUAACUGUGGUUAGCAUAAAUUAAAAAAACUGUGUGAUCUUUGAAGAUAUGAAGGGUAAAUAUCCUAAUAAUGUCAAUAUUAAAUGGGAGAUUUAUACCUAUUGUACUGUAUUCUGAAUUUGUUUUUGACCAGAGUUUCAAAAUCGUUUUAGGAAGGGACAAAACCACCAUAAAUGUUAUAUUUCCAUUUGCAACGUUUUUUUUUUGUUUUUUUUUUAACUAGCAACUUCACUACUUAAAUUCUUCCAUCUCAAAUCUGAGCUUUUCUCUAAGAAAUAUGCAUGUAAGGUUGAGCAAACUGGAUUUACAUUUGCCGUAAAAAUCUAUUUAGUAAUAGCAAAUUACAGUACUAGAAAUGAGUCAACCAGAACGGAAAACAGAUUAAUUGCUUAAUUUCCAGACCAUUAACAAUAUUUGUUACACACUUCAUGCAUUCAUUCCAUAUGAUCUAUGAGGCUGUUAAUUUUGGAUUGAUCCAGCUGUAUGUGUCAGUGAUGAUCUGUAAUGCACAAGUGCAAAUACGUCAGAUCCUUUCUAGUUACAGUAAUUUUGUAUAAUAUAUAGAUACAUCUCCAGAUUUUCUUUAUUUUUCUUCCAGUCUGGAUUUCUUUUCUUGAUUGAUUUUCUUUGCAGGCUGAACACAGCGGGAAUUCCGUGCCCAGAGCCUAUCAUGCUAAGAAGCCAUGUGCUCCUUAUGGAUUUCAUUGGUAAAAAAGACACGUGAGUCACUUUUCAAAAUAAUACCAGAUUCCAUGUUUGCUUCAUCUCAGCUUGAGUCAAAGCUUACAGAGUUAGUAAAGCUUUCUGGCAAAUCCUGCCUCACGUCAACCCCUUAAUCAUCUGUAUCUGUUAGUUUGUGCAAACAUUUAGGUCUGCUCAUAAGUCAAACUAAUGCAAUGUACUGAACACCUAGGCAGCGGUUUAUGGCAUAUGAUAAUUCAAUAAUUUACAAUCCACUUCCUGGUGAUCCAUUAUUAACAUAACACACUUCUUAACCUAUUUAUUUUACUGUCCUGUAAUCUUUGACAGUUUGGGGACUAGGCUUUGCUCUGUCGGCAUGCCACUUGGGUUCCAAGAUGCUGUUUGACAGCACAGGAUGCCAUGCUCAUUAAGUUCUUGGACAUCAUGCAACCCUUUUAUUCAGAAUUCAAAAAAACAAUACAGUAAUCUGGUGAUUCCACCUAAAUAAAAGUGUGAGUGGAGCGUUACAAGUGACUAUAACACUCUCCAAAGAAAAAAAAAUACAAAGCAACCUUGUGCAGUAUGCUUAGGCAUGCAUUUGUAGGAUCUUAUAAUGCCUUGCUCACAGUUGCAGGAGGCUAAAUGUACAAUGCUCCAGGUAAAAAGUUUUAGUGCAAAUCAGGUUGACACAUCCUUAUUGGAUAUAUCUGUUAUACAGGAAUCAGGGUGCUACAGGAUAGGGUCCCAACUUGACAAUAUUUUUAAUAAAAUAUAAUUAAAAACAAAGUAACAAGAAUAAAAAAGAAAAAUACUAUAGAGUUUGUGAAUCCCCUGGAAACGUGUUUCACCUGAACAGGAUUUAAAAUUUUUAAAAUAUAAAUGCAUUUUAUUGCAUUACUCUGUUUGUGGAUCACAUGGAGAUUGUCCAUGAGUGUUGCAUCUGCUCACACACAAAGCAAUUUUUGUUUCGAUGGUACAUUCUGGUUUUAGGGAAACAGAUUGUCAUGACAUCAUGCACAGUCAUUAAGCCUUAAGGUGUUAAAAUUCUAAGUGACUUCAUUAAAGCUCCUCCGACUAGUUUGCUAGCAUAGGAUGUUAUCAAUCUAAAGUAUUUAUGCUAUCACAUAUGGACUGGUUCUAGAGUAAAGAUUUUGCAAGUUUACUUUGUGUUAUCCACAUGGGGACAUAUAUUUUCUAAUCAUAUAUAUAUGUUUUAGGGGCAAAAAAGGCUGUAAAGAGUGAUAGUGAAAAAGUUAGGAAUAGCGUGAUUAAAGAAAGGAAAAAGUUGAUUGUGGUGUGCCUGAACCGAUGAUGCAGUAGGCCUGUAAAUAUAGAGGGCCCACCCAAAAAGUGUGAGUAAAGGUAUAUAGAGUGACUAGAGGGAGUGGAGUGAGGGGACAUGUAAAUUGCUAGACCAAAAACUGUGCAAAGGAAGGUGAAGAGUUCCCUUAAAAAGGUAAUUUAAGCCACUCCCACGAUGCCAGGCAAAGCCUUAACAUAUAUCUCCAAGAAAAGCCUUGCACUGCAAUUGUAAAAAAUUAUGUAUUACCCGGUGCUCUGCCAUAAAAUCAAUACUGCGCCAAGAUAGGUAAGCAUAUACUUCUUAUGUAAUUCAAUUUAUUCAAUAUACAUGCAAAAAGUCGACAUUUCAAUUCUUCCUGAUGAAUUCAGCCUGGCUUUCAGGUUUGGGUUAGGAAUAGCUAAGCUGAGAGCAUGGAUUACUUUUUACCCAGUUUGGCUGUUUUGUAAUGUCUUAACUUUUAGGGUUAUGUUGUUCUAGAAGUAAUUCAGUCAGCAGUCCCAUCAGAUGUGUAUGGAAUACUUUAUGUUUCAGGAGCAAUAAUCCAUGGGUUCCUGUAUUGUAAGUUUUCUAGGUGAAAUUGUCUUCCUGCCCUUUGUCAUAGCUUGUUACAACCCAUUUGUGAUGACUGACACUUAAGUUUUCUAGCAACACUUUUCUAGCAACCUAUUUCAUUACCCCUACUUAUACCCUUUGUGUGCAUUUUGUCUGGUUACAAUUAUGUGUUUGUCAGUACACCCAUUGUACAGCGCUACGGAAUUUGCUGGCACUAUAUAAAUAAUAAUAUAUUUAGCAAUUUACCAAUGGGGAGUCUCAAUAUAAUUGUAAUAUAUAUAUUUAAAAAACAAAAACUAAUAUAAUGUUUAAAACUAAUGUUUAGAUAAGUAAUUUGCUGAAGAGAACAAAAGUGACUUGGAAAUAAGCUCAUCAACUAAGUAAACUAUUACCCGAAAACGUUAACAUAUGUAUGUAAUAUACAUCCUAAAUUUAAAAAGUGCACAAUAAGGAGUUUAACGGUGAAGCUCUAACACCUUGAGUGGUAUCCCCUAAACCACCUCUGCAAGAUACAUAGAAAACAUACAUACAUAAGGUGGAGCUUCAUAUACACGUUCUGACGGUAUCUGUAAUUAUAUAAAUACAAAGACACAGAAUAGUGCAAUAUUGUUGUAGCCAAUAUAAUUAUAUUGAAAAGCGUAUGUGGUGUUAUAUGGGAUUAUGACUCUUGAUUUGUGAGUGACACCACAUACGCUUUUCAAUAUAAUUCUAUUGCCCAUAGAAUAUGUGUCAAAAAUGCAUUUUGUUAAAGUUAAUAUCUGGGUUACAUCCAAUUCCUGUUUCUUACUUCAGUCCUGCUCCACUUCUGAAGAAUGCUCAGAUAUCUGAAUCCAAAGCCCGGGAGCUCUAUUUGGAUGUUAUACAUUACAUGAGAAGAAUGUACCAAGAUGCGAGACUCGUGCAUGCCGAUCUUAGUGAAUUCAAUAUGCUGUAAGUAACAUGCCAUCAGAAAUGUAUUUAUGGACCUGCAAAUGUUUUAACACUUCAUCUUGCUGUUUUCACUAUUUGUUCAGGAGUAUCCUGCUCUUAGGCAGGAUUUAUUGCUAUAUUUGUGCUCCAGUCAAGUAUUUCUAAAGAUCUUUGAGAAAAGUAAGGUGAUAGCGCACAACUGUUAAGGGUUAAUCACAAAAGCAGUGGUAGUUGAGGUUAAACCUGUUAAUAAAAACAUAAAAACGACAGCCCAGACUGUAUAAAGUGGUAUCCGUGCAAAAGAUACAAAGGAUACUCACAUAUUUCAGAGCCCUAUAGGUCGGCUCUGAACUCCGUAGAUAUGAUAUCCCCACUCAGACUAGUGUUGUGUAGAUGGUCCCAGCGAAGUAUUUCUCCACAAUUGAAGUUUCAGGAACCAGAAGACAAAUAUACUUUAUUGUAAUAUAUAAAAACACAACAAACACAAUAUAUUAUUUCCACUUAGGGGUGCACUCACUUUUUGUUGCCAACGGUUUAGACAUUAAUGGCUGUGUGUUGAGUUAUUUUGUGGGGACAGCAAAUUUACACUGUUAUACAGGCUGUACACUUACUACUUUACAUGGUAGAAGAUUGUCAUGUCUUCAGUGUUGUCACAAGAAAAGAUAAUAAAAUAUUUACAAAAAUGUGAGGGGUGUACUCACUCUUGUGAGAUACUCUAAAUCUCCCCCUUUAGAAUAUUAUGUAACACUGUGGAAUAAGUUUGCGCUAGAUAAAUGCCAAUAAAAAUCCCUAGAUAUGAUCGUAAUCAUUGUUUCAGUGAUUGUAUAUUGCAUUUACUCAUUAGUCUGUUUUUUUUUUUUUUGCUCAAUUCAUUAAUUCCAUUAUUACAAUUUUUUUUUAGGUAUAACAAUGGAAAAGUGUUUAUAAUUGAUGUCUCACAGUCUGUGGAGCAUGAUCACCCACAUGCUCUAGAGUUCCUUCGGAAAGACUGUGCAAAUGUAAAUGGUAAAACUGGACUUUUUUUUUUUCUUUUUGCUAUGAAAGAAAUAAAACCGACCUGUCAUUAAUGCAUUGCCAUUGUGUAGUAAAAUAAAUUUGGGACCAAAGUCUUUUUUUAAAUUUAUUUAUUUUUUAAAGCAGCAAGAGGUAGGGCUGACCAAUAUAGGCCCAGUGUAUUUAUUUUUACUUCAACUCCUGUAAUCUUUUGCCAAUUGUUGGUUGUCGUUAGAAGGUAAUAUGUUCUCCAAAACCAGCAUAAUCCCUGACACAAUUAUUUAGCUAUUUACAGAUUAUUGUUUAAUAUAUCCAUUUACCUUUUAAUAUCUAGACUCUGUUUAACAAGGCAGUUGUUUGCCACAAUUACAUUGUAUUUUAUUGUAUUGCAGUGACGGAUGCUCGGCAUUGAGUUAGGCAUUGUAAGACAACCCAUCAUCACAGGGAGAUAGAGCAGUAACUGCUGAUAGCCUUAGAUAUUGCCAUCUAAAGUCUUAGCUGAUCAAACACAACACUAAAAAAAAUCAACAUGUUAUUAAUUGUAAUAUUAUCUAACUAAAAAUUAGCAACAUAGCUAGAGGGUGAUAUCUAGAAUAGGUAAAAUAUAAAAAUUGUAUAUUUUCAUUCUCCCAUAUCACUAUAUUGAGGAUCUGCUACUCUCAUCUAUAAAUAAUAGUACUAUAAAAUGAAGCAAGAAGGUCGGACUGUUACAACAUUAACAUCUUGCUGUCACAUUGCUGCAACAUUGUAUGUUGCAACAUUAUUCAGAUCCUAACUGCCACAUUUGUUUUGAAUCUUAUUUUUUUACUUUAGGGUUUUGCUAUCUGGGACAUUUAUUUUUAAGUUCAUUUUCAAGUGUUGUCAGUAGUACAAACUAUAUUUAUUAUAUUAACUAUAUUAUUUUUAACUAAAUUAUUUUUCGUGGUGUAUAUUUUACCUAUUCUAGCUGCUGCUGGCUAACUUGCUUAUUUUUAGUUAGAUAUUAAUAUUAUUGUACAUUUAGGGGUUGGUGCACUGUACCCUGAUCCAGUUUAAGCAACAUUUAGAUAAUAAAACCCUGCUCCACCUGUUUCUUCGGGUGAUACUUUGAUUGCAGAUUCUUACAAGUCUUUUUAUUUCCUGAUUAUUAUAUGUUUGUUUUUUUAUUUGUAUUGUAUGUGGUGAGGGAGGAGUUUGUGACCCCUUAAAAUAAGUUAGUGUUGUUCCCCAGAAUCCUGUAGUAACUGUGAAGAGUGUAGUAAGGUGGUCUUACCCCUGAAAGCCGUCAUGAUCAGGAGCAUAGAGUUAACAGGGAAGAUUUGAAGUAUGGCAAUCAAAAUCUAAGAAAUAGAAACUUUUUUUUUUUUUUUUUAAAUAUAUAUAGCUCUUAGUUUUUGAAUGUUAUGUUUUAAACAAUAAAAGUUAGGUGUUCAGUAAUAAUAUAAAACAAUAUAAAAUCCUAAAUUUGUUUGCAGCUGCUACCACACUGAAUGUGCAAUCCUUCAAAAACACACAAAAUCGUGAAAUGUCAAUAAAAAACAGUGGAGCGCUGUAUGCCUUUAAAGUGCAACAAUAGUACAAAUUUGUGUGUGCAAAAAAUAAAAAUAGAUAUGGACACUUAACUGUCUUAGAUUGUAAUCUUUGAUGGACAUGUAAAUGUACAUUUAAGUUAAGUGUCCAUAUCCCAUUUUGUAUUUAUUGGGAAAGCCAUUACAUACAAAGAUGAUAAUUACAUAUAUUGUCUAUAGCAUGUUAACAAUUCUAGCAUCUCGCAUGUCCUUUUAGCUACUUAUAUAUAUAUCGUUAAUUUAAGUAAUGCGAAUGGUUGUUUCUUUGGUGACAGAUUUCUUUGUGAAGUAUGGUGUUGCAGUAAUGACUGUUCGAGAGCUGUUUGAGUUUAUCAUUGAUCCUUCAAUUACAGAGGACAACAUGGAUGCAUAUUUAGAUAAGGUAAUAUUGGCUUACCAUUUGCUUUACACGUAUACAGGAAUAUAUUUCAGUCACUGAUAUGACUAGGUUCUCAAAAAUGGUAUAUUUUAAUGGCAUCAGUCCUGAGUGGAGAAUAAGGCAGUAGUUGCUUGUUGUUGGUUCUAGGAUCAAACUGUUGCGGGUAGGAAUCAAAAGCGUGCAUUAUGUAGUGCUCUGUGCUGCCCACACUGUAAUUUAUAUGUGGGGUGACAUCCUGCAGGGGUAACUGCACAGAACUGUAUGGAUUGAGACUUCAUGCAGCGCAUUAAAGUGUUUGCACUAACACCGUUCUGCACCACAAUGAGGUCUUCCUACUCACUGGGAAACAGGAAGAGAACUCCUAAACAAUCAGAAAACAGAACUGUAAAGAGGAUGAAUGGGCUACCAAUCGAAGUAGGAAGGAUUAGGAGGGUGUAUGAGCUGCAACUGGCAAAUAAUUUUUAAAACAAAAUAUAUAUUAUUUAUAAAGCACCAACAAAUUUAGCAGGGUAGUGCAAUAUGUAAUAAAUUAUCAACCUCAUGCUUGAUCGUCUAUUUGCUGUAUAUGGUAACUUAGUGCCUCCAGACUCCAGAUUGGUCUCGGCAUUUACCUGCAUUACAAAUUGGAAUCUGUCACGAGCAGCAUUUGAGAUGUGGUUGUAUGUUCUGUAUGUAGUACUGCUUGCAAAUGGGGAUCAGAUGGGAACAGUGCAGCCUCAUACUUUUACUAACUUACUCAAACUAUCGGAGUCUGUGGUGAUUCCUGACUACACCUUUAAUACCAUCCAGGGAAGAUGCUAAUGUUUUACCUCUAGACUGUACAGCUGUGGGCAUUUGCUUGUGACUCACAAUCAGUAGGGGACAAGUGAAAAAAGAUGCAUUGUACUGUAGUGGGUGGAAUUGCUGUGAUAUUUUCAGAGGAAGAUAUUGUGGUACUCAAAUUCACACAUGAGUAACACCUAUUAUAUGUUUCUAUUGUAAGAGUAAUGAUCACCUCGCUUUUGAGUUGUUCUACAAUCUGCAUGGUUUAUUUGGCAUUUCGACAGUUUUUUUUUUAAAGUUUGUAUAGUUAAAUAUAAAAAUGCAUGACAUGGUACUGCAUUUAUUGGCCACUAGAUGUCACUAUAUGCUUUUAUUUUAUCAAUCCUGCCAUUAAACAAUUUUAAAAUGUUAUGGUAUUUGAUUUAGAAUAUUAACAACCUUCACAUUUUGUAAAUUAAUAUUUUACAGGCAAUUGAACGAGCGGCCCAGAGAACAGAGGAAGAGAAAUCUAGUCAAGAUAAGGUUGAUGAAGAGGUGGGUUAAGCGGAUCUAUGACAUAAUGUUUGAAUAGACUAUAGCGUCUAGACAAGCAGUUAGGGUGUGGCCGAAACUGAUACACUGCUAAACUUCAUGGAGAUUUUUCAAACUGUAUAUAAGGAAAAUAGCCUGGAAUCUUAAUAUAAAUCACAAUGUACUUCACAUAUUUGUAUACCUCGGACUCACUGCUCCAGUCCUUGCAUAGCGUCAUGUACACAUAUUCCAAGCCAGGAGUGGGGAAGCAAAUGCCAUAGUUAAACUUAAGUUGUUAUAAAGUAAUGCCCCCUGUAGUUGGAAUAUAUAUCAAACUCUUCCUCUGGGACUAAGGUUCCCCUUGCUACUCUAGUCUCUUUCCAUGAGAACAUGGAACUCUGUAGUCUAUGCAGUAUUUUAUUUUCUUUUUUUUUCUCCAGUGGAUAUUCUCUAAACCGGUACCUGACCAAUCCUACAUGUAUCUAUGUCCAGGCCCUAUUGUGAAAUAUCUGUUUUGCAACUAUAAUAAUGGCGAGGUGAAACAGACCAUUAUUGGUUAGCGACAAGACCUAUUUUGUUAAGACUUGUAUUAUGUAUUUGCUUACUUGGGACAAAAUUGUAUGCCAGUUAAAAAUGGUAAUUGUGUCUCUGAUUACUGCUUUCUCUUGUUUUCUUAGGUGUUUAAGAAAGCCUAUAUUCCCAGAACACUAAAUGAGGUUAAGAACUAUGAGAGAGAUGUAGACUUAAUGCAUAAGCUGAAAGAAGAGGACAUGGCCUUAAACACCCAACAAGAUAACGUGAGUUUUUAGUCUUUUCAGCUCUCUCAUAUUGAUCAGUUGUUACCAAUCAAAUCUCUACUGUUUUGUUUAUUUAGUAAACACAAAACAAAAAAUUAUACAGAAGAUGUGGGAUCUUAUUCUCCUCUAAGAUGCAUGAAUUCAAAAGAACCAUUUAUAGUGGCUGUUUAAAGUUUCAUUUGUAACAGAAUAAUGUGACCAGAAAGAUGGGCCCAAUUUGUAUUUUUGUAAAAAUGCCUGUUGACUAUUAAGUUUUGCGAAUAAUCACAUCUUUGCCAAUGCAAGGGUUAAGGUCUUCAAACAGGGGCCAACACUCAGAGCUGCCUGUGGACAGGAGCAUUAAAGCAUAUAAAGUUUUAUGUUGUGAAGCCUUGUAAAUAUGCCUGAUCUGAGUUGCUUGCAUCAAUUUUUGCAUCUUUAUUAAUGUAAUUAUAUGAGUCUCUAUCAGAUGUCCAACUUUCCUGUCCUUUCACUGUUGGAUCAUAUUCUCUAAAUAUACUACACAUUACAUGUACAUAUUACAUGAACAAUGUCAUUGCAACGGUUAACUGACUAAAUGGCUAUUACAGUAAAAUCAUUGAAGCUUCUCUAUUAGAAAGCUCUUUGACAAACGAUUCAUUAUGAGUGAUACGAACUUUGUGUUUUGUUUUUGUCUUAUAGAUUCUAUAUCAGACUGUAACAGGACUGAAGAAAGACCUUUCUGGUGUUGAAAUGGUAAGGUUGGCUGGCUUUUAUACUUAGUUACAGGAGAUUCGCAACACCAUAAUACCUACAGCUUCAGUGCCAAUUGGUUCUUCCCCAUUUGUUAAUAACUUUUUGGAGUGGAUUUACAACAAACUGCAUUUUUCACAUCAACCACAGCCUGCACAUUCUUCAAUUAAUAGCCCAUUCAUCCUCUUUUCAAAGUUCUGUUUUCUGAUUGUUUAGGAUUUUUCUUCCUGUUUCCCAGUGAGUAGGAAUGCCUCUUUGUGGUGCAGCACGGUGUUAGUGCAAACACAUUAGUGUGCUGCAUUUAUAAUCCUGAAUAUAGACUUCUUCUAUAUUACUAGUGCUGCAUUUAUAAUCCUGAAUAUAGACUUCUUCUAUAUUACUAGCAUUAAUCUCCUUCAGCUUGAGAGGCACUGGUGGCUUAGUUGUAGAAAUGAUGCAUGUCCCCUUUUCAUGUGCUGAACUUUUUAAGCAGGCAUGUUUCCUGUAUUGUAUUCCAUAGCACAUAACUAAUGUGUAAUGCAUGUGCAGGUACCAACUUUGCUGCAGGAUAGUGAUCAUACACAAGAGAUUGGAUCAGAAUCUGAUAGUGACAGUGAUGAUGGGUCGGCUUCUGACUCUGAAGCGGACAUUCAUCCUAAAGAUCGGAGUUCUGAGCCAGUCGUGGAUAAAAAGGUUAGUACAUUUACAUGCUGGAAGAUAAAUGAUAGUUUGCUAAUGGGAUGGCACCCAAAAUCUAACUAAUGUUAUUUGUCAUUAUGGCUUAAACCUUUUGGCUUACACAUAAAGCCAUGAUCAAUGGCCACUUCAUUAAGCAUGCAGCUGCAGGAACAGACUACACAAUUCUAGCUCAACUCCGACACAAAGGCAACUAGAAACUAUAUAAAAGCAGACAGAAUAAGUGUUAUUGUGUUGUUACUAAUUUCUCGGUAUGCAUUCUAACACAAUCUUGGUUUGUAAAGCUGUUGUUUCUUCUAAUAAAAGUCAAUAAAAUGUAAUUUGCAAAACCAAGUUGUAAAUCCAAAGUUUGUUUUAAGUUGUAUAUUAGAAAUUGUCCUGUCUGAUCCAGUGUACUGCUUUUUGUCAUGUACUUCCAAAAGUUUCCUCCUCCUUUUUGCUUGGGCAUAUUUUUUUUUAUAAAUUCCAACUCUGUUCCCUGUUGUCUUAGAUGUCCUGCCAUCAGCUUUUUAAUACUUUCCAUUCACCUGCCUUUAAUAGGAAAGAAAAAAGAUUGCUAAAGAAGCCCAGAAGGAGAAGAGAAAAAACAAGAUCCCCAAGCAUGUGAAAAAAAGAAAAGAAAGGACCGCAAAAACGAAGAAAGGCAAAUAAAGUAUAGUUUUAAAAGUGCAGCAAAAUUCUGGUGAUAUACAAACUUGCUGUGCAAAAUGUGGUAUGGCCAACCUAUUCAUCCUGGAGAUGAAUUAAAAUUUACACUAUGUGUAGCCUUCUGCAAGGUUUACAGUCCUUCAAAGGUAAAAGUAGCUAGCCCAUGGACAGUCUGCAAAAUGAACUAAUUGAAUAAACCCCUUCUAUGCCAGGGGACAGUCACAGAAAGGUAUAUUGUUAAGCUCAAAUAAAUUAUUUUGUUGCAAGACCACAUCCACCCCUUUUAAAAAGUGAUGUGUCAAAAUAAAAGAAUAUUUUUAACUUUGGUUAACCAUUAAACGAGUAAUGUCAGUUAUUCUGAAUGCAUCAGUUACAUAGAAAUAUAGAAUGUGACGGCAGAUAAGAACCAUUCGGCCCAUCUAGUCUGCCCAAUUUUCUAAAUACUUUCAUUAGUCCAUAGUCUUAUCUUAUAGUUAGGAUAGCCUUAUGCCUAUCCCACGCAUGCUUAAACUCCUUUACUGUGUUAACCUCUACCACUUCAGCUGGAAGGCUAUUCCAUGCAUCCACUACCCUCUCAGUAAAGUAAUACUUCCUGAUAUUAUUUUUAAACCUUUGUCCCUCUAAUUUAAGACUAUGUCCUCUUGUUGUGGUAGUUUUUCUUCUUUUAAAUAUAGUCUCCUCCUUUACUGUGUUGAUUCCCUUUAUAU
Pelobates cultripes (western spadefoot toad) is the source of this 32587-nucleotide messenger RNA. Lineage: Eukaryota; Metazoa; Chordata; Amphibia; Anura; Pelobatidae. The record is from the annotation of a GenBank genome assembly.